UAGAAAAUACCGCAUUUGCCACCAACACUUCCUCCAAUUUACGUAAGAACCAACCUCAGCGCCCACCGAAUUUCCUGCCGAAAUCACCAACUCCUAAAAAUGCGGGCACACCAAGGACGAAAACGUCAUUCUAACGUUUGAUUUCACUUCCCUGAGCGAAGUCGGUAAUGAAAUGUCAAAAAUAAUCUCGUUCCUCCGCCGUUACAAAGUCACGUGGCAGGCACGUGCUUCCUCCAAUUAUUCACAUACUCCAAAAUCAAUCAGUUACCAUCUUCUCUGAUUUCGACACCUCACCAACUAGCGCCCCAUCUGAGCCGUCCAAUGGUGAGAGCUGAAAUGACGAGUUUGUCCACUCCGCCAUUAUAAAAUCUACGCGGAGAAGAAUGCCUCAAGAAAUGUUUCUGAAACAAAAUAGCAAAAACAGAGCAAUUAGUUUUUGCCAGCCCUAAUUUAGGAGAAAAAAAAUUCCUUCUUUCCUCUUCUCCGUUUGCAAAUCUGCAAAGAUCCCUAUUGCGAAUGCAUAGAGAUGAGAGUUUCUGCGGUUUCUAACCCCCUUUUGGGCGGCGGGAGAACCCAAAAACCACCCACCGGCGGCAGGAAUUGCCACCGGAAACACGUCGAAGACGGGUGAACCUUUUUUUCUCUUUUCUGUCCACUAGUGUACCAAAACCAGAGGAAAUACAAGCCAAUUUUCCAGUACAUAAAAACCACCCAUCCCCUCAAAAAUUGUUAGUUUCUUCCUUCUUUUGUUUAAUUUUUAGAUUUUCUUUUUAAUCCAUUUUUUUACGGGUCAUGACGAUGGGUUCCGAAGAAAAAUCCGGUGUGUUACACGGGAAGUAUGAGCUUGGACGGCUUUUAGGCCAUGGCACUUUUGCCAAAGUGUAUUUGUCCCGGAAUUUGCAAACGGGCAAGAGCGUGGCCAUGAAAGUUGUCGGGAAAGAGAAAGUGAUUCGGGUCGGGAUGAUGGAGCAAAUCAAGCGAGAAAUCGCCGUCAUGAAAAUGGUGAAGCAUCCCAACAUCGUGGAUUUGCACGAGGUUAUGGCCAGCAAAUCCAAGAUCUAUUUCGUCAUGGAGCUCAUCCGGGGCGGUGAAUUGUUCGCGAAGAUUGCUAGAGGGCGGCUCCGGGAAGACGUUGCCCGGAAUUAUUUCCAGCAAUUAAUGUCCGCCAUUGAUUUCUGCCACAGCAGGGGAGUGUACCACAGAGAUUUAAAGCCGGAGAAUCUGCUGCUCGAUGAGGAAGGCAAUUUAAAAGUCACUGACUUUGGUCUGAGCGCUUUUACCGAUCAUCUCCGGCACGACGGGCUGUUGCAUACGACCUGUGGUACCCCUGCAUAUGUUGCCCCGGAGGUCAUCGGAAAAAAGGGGUACGACGGAGCCAAGGCGGACAUUUGGUCAUGUGGGGUUAUCCUUUUCGUGCUCUUGGCCGGGUAUUUGCCGUUUCAAGAUGACAAUCUGGUUGCGAUGUACCGGAAAAUCUACCGGGGAGAUUUCAAAUGCCCACCUUGGUUUUCAUCCGAAGCACGAAAACUGGUUACCAAAAUGCUCGAUCCAAAUCCGAGUUCUAGAAUCACCAUUUCUAAGAUUAUGGAGUCAUCUUGGUUUAAGAAAUCAUUGCCCAAGAGUUUAAGUAGCAAGGAGGAACAGGAAUUCGCUGUGGACGACGAAGGAUUAGUAAGAAAGGGAAAAGAGGCAGAGACUCUGAACGCAUUCCACAUCAUUUCUCUGUCUCAAGGUUUCGAUUUGUCGCCCCUUUUUGAAGAGAAUAAAAGAGAGGAAAAAGAAGAGCUGAGAUUCGCCGCCGCAAAGCCAGCCAGCAGUGUGAUUUCGACGCUGGAGGAGGUGGCGAAAACCAGGAAUUUCAGCUUCAAGAGGAGUGAUUCUUGUGUCAGGUUGCAAGGGUUGGAGAGUGGGAGAAAAGGGAAGCUGGGAAUUGCUGCAGAUAUCUUCCCAUUGGCACCUUCAUUCGUGGUGGUUGAGGUCAAGAAAUCGAGUGGUGACACUUUGGAGUUCAAUCAGUUCUGCAGCAAGGAGCUUCGGCCGGCCCUCAAGGAUAUUGCUUGGACCACCACCACCCCUGCAGCAGCUGGUGGCACUGCUUGAUUCAAUGAAUGACUCAUCUUUUCUUUCCUGCAACUAUGAUUAUUAUUAUUAUAUAUGGUAGUAGUACUAAAUUGGAGUUGAAUCAGCAACAGCCUUAAUUGUACUUUUAGAUUCAUUGUUACUACCUUGAUUCAAUCCCUGUUGUUGAGGUUAGUUGUUGUUCAAAUGAAAUGGAAGUGAACCAGAAUUUCGUUGUUAAGUUUGGGAAUUUGUUAGGUGUCUUGUUGUGCAAAUUGAUUUCGUGUCAAACAUCAUCAUCUUCAUUAAAAUAUUUUCAGUUGGUUUGGUUAAAGUUAAAGAGACAGAGUGACAACUUUGUUUGUAACUCGGAAAGUAUGAACAAAAUAUUUUAUUUUUUUCUUGUUAUUGCGUUUGUGAUUUGUUCUCUUUUUUUCUUGCGUUUGUGCAAUAAAUCAAUAAGAUACAAUGAAUUUGUUAGGCAAAUGUCGAUGAUAUCCCUUUGGUGAAUUUUCAGGAUAAAACAAGUCAAGGUUCUCCCUUGUUCUCUUGAAAACUAGUGGUAGGGAAGGUAUCAGGGAAUACUUCCUAUGUUCAAUUUGGUACAAUGAUUGGUGCUUCUUCUACUUGUUAACUCAAUAAUUCUAUCUUCACUAAAAUUGCAUAUUGGUCCCCAUAUAUGUUAUCAUUCCUACACGUGUCUAGAAGGUAGUAGAAAUUAGUAAAUUACUCCCUCUCAUUAUCCUUUUGCUGUAUUGCAUUUCAUAAAGUGGUUUCUAUUUGAUUUUACUCCCAUCCAUGAUCCAUCCUAAAGAAGAAUCAUGUGUUUCUUUUAUUUGAAGAGAGAGAUGUUCUUAAUAUGUUCUUUCGUUGAUCGAUAGUGUAGUUGCCCAUAUGGAACCCACUUAUCUCACAGUUGAAUUGUUUAAUGUUACUUUGUUUUGUGUUUGUGCCUAAAAGUUUUUGUUUUUUCAAAUGUAAUUAUAAGCUUAAAAAGUAUUAGAAAGCAUUUAUCAUCAUGAUUCGAGUCUGAAAGGUGGUAUGUACAAAAAAAAAAAAUGUGUAUCUCUAAUCACGUACAAUUAUUGCAGGUUGGCACUGUUGCUAGAUCAGUUGGCCUGGUUUGGCCGGCUGAGACAGUAGAGGGUUAAAACAUGUUGAUAGAUUGCCCCUACUCAUUCCAGAGUUACAGCUGACAACAUUAACCAUUAUUUCCAGCACGUACAUGGACCACUUUCCACUUCAUCUCUAUUCAAUUGUGGUUAAUUAACUUGGUCAUCAGCCUAGCCUUGCUAAGGAGUAACAAUUACUCCCUUUACCCCGAAAUAGUUGUCCUAUUACGAUAUUUAUUUUUGAUAUUCUAAUUUAUGCUAAAACUGAAAAAAUCAAAUUAGACAAUCAUUUCGAGACAAUUACAAAGUAAAUUAUAAAGAUGAAUAAUGUAUCGGUCGUUCACUCGUCUCGCCGGCCCUUUGACCUAUCUAGCUUCUCUUCUCCGUCAGAUCCACGAUUCUCAAGCCAUCCCACACAGAUGGACCGUUAGAUCACCUUUUUUCACUUCAUGUUGGGGGUGAUUGGCUGGUGUUGGAUUCUAGGUUUCGGGAUUAUGAGUUUUCUUGUUCACUCAACUGCUGGUGUUGAGUUUGUGUAGGUUUAUUUGCACCCGCUGGGGGACUUUCUGAGUAUCAGAUCGAAGCGUGCGCGUGUGGAGUCUCCCCUUAGUAGUACUAUCUCAUUCUCCAUAGACCCGUGCGCGUGUGGAGUCUCCCCUUAGUAGUACUAUCUCAUUUUCCAUAG
Molecule: messenger RNA, 3855 nt
Organism: Oldenlandia corymbosa var. corymbosa
Lineage: Eukaryota; Viridiplantae; Streptophyta; Magnoliopsida; Gentianales; Rubiaceae
Source: the annotation of a GenBank genome assembly